CCGCCGGGCGCCCGAGCAGGCCCGGCGCGGCCCCAGGUCUUGGGGCCCUGGAGGAGUGACCUGCUGGCCUCGGGGUUCCGCUGCGGCUGUGCCAUGGCCACCCCGGACGUGAGCGUCCACAUGGAGGAGGUGGUGGUCGUGACCACGCCCGACACCGCGGUGGACGGCAGCGGUGUGGAGGAGGUGAAGACUGUGCUGGUGACAACCAACUUGGCCCCUCACGGGGGGGACCUGGCGGAAGAUAACAUGGAGACGGAGAAUGCCGCCGCCGCGGCUGCCGCUGCCUUCACAGCCUCCUCCCAGCUCAAGGAAGCCGUAUUAGUGAAGAUGGCCGAAGAGGGGGAGAACGUGGAGGCCGAGAUCGUGUACCCCAUCACCUGCGGGGACAGCAGGGCCAACCUCAUCUGGAGGAAGUUCGUGUGUCCUGGCAUCAACGUGAAGUGUGUUCAGUACGACGAGCACGUGAUCAGCCCAAAGGAGUUUGUGCACCUGGCGGGCAAGUCCACGCUGAAGGACUGGAAGAGGGCCAUCCGCAUGAACGGCAUCAUGCUCAGGAAGAUCAUGGACUCGGGGGAGCUGGACUUCUACCAGCACGACAAAGUCUGCUCCAACACCUGCCGCAGCACCAAGAUCGACCUCUCGGGGGCCCGCGUGUCCCUGAGCAGCCCCACGUCUGCGGAGUACAUCCCGCUCACGCCCGCCACGGCUGACGUGAACGGCUCCCCUGCUACCAUCACCAUAGAGACCUGCGAGGACCCUGGGGACUGGACCACGGCCAUUGCAGACGACACGUUUGCCUUCUGGCGGGGGCUGAAGGACGCGGGCCUGCUGGACGAGGUCAUCCAGGAGUUCCACCAGGAGCUGGUAGAGACCAUGAAGGGCCUGCAGCAGCGCGUCCAGGACCCCCCCCUGCAGCUCCGAGACGCCGUGCUACUCAACAACAUCGUGCAGAACUUUGGCAUGCUGGACCUGGUGAAGAAGGUCCUGGCCAGCCACAAGUGCCAGAUGGACCGCUCCCGGGAGCAGUACGCCCGCGACCUGGCAGCCCUGGAGCAGCAGUGUGACGAGCACCGCCGCCGUGCCCGGGAGCUCAAGCACAAGUCACAGCACCUCAGCAACGUGCUCAUGACGCUGACCCCGGUGUCCCUGCCGCCCCCCAUGAAGCGGCCCCGGCUCGCACGGGCCACAUCCGGCCCGGCCGCCAUGGCCUCGCAGGUGCUCACUCAGUCCGCACAGAUCGCACUUGGCACAGGCGUGCCCGUGUCCCAGCUGACCAGCGUGCCGCUUGGCAAAGUGGUGUCCACCCUGCCGCCUGCUGUCCUGGGCAAAGGCUCCUCCCAGGCGCCCCCUGCCAGCUCCCCAGCCUCCCCGCUCCUGGGCGGAUACACGGUCCUGGCCUCCUCGGGCCCCACCUUCCCCAGCACCGUGGAGAUCCACCCGGACGCCUCCAGCCUCACCGUGCUGAGCACGGCGGCCAUGCAGGACGGCAGCACAGUGCUGAAGGUGGUCAGCCCGCUACAGCUGCUCACGCUGCCUGGCCUCGGCCCCACCCUGCAGAACGUGGCCCAGGCCUCACCUGGGGGCAGCACGAUCGUGACAGUGCCCACGGGGGCCGCCCCAGGGCCCGAGGAGCACACGGCCACCAUUGAGGUGGCCGCCGUGGCAGAGGACCACGAGCAGAAGUAGCCAGCAGGAGGGCGGGGCCCUCGGGGAACAGAGCUGGCUGCCUCUCCUCAGGCCACAGACGGACGGCAGAGGCCACGGGGCUGGCUCAGCCCAGGUGGGUCACGUGGGCUGAACCAAAGAGAGAGAUCGCCAGAACGCGGCAAAGAGAAGAGGGUCAGGGGCGGCGCAGCCUGGACCGCUGGUCUCCAGACCCGAACCUCCCUCCCCCUGCUCUUGGGAAAUGUGCUGUCCACCUGUUGCUCACGCUGGGCUUCCCUGGGAGCCGCUGGAGGACAACGAGCAGGAGCGGGUGCUGGUGCGGCCCUGGUGCCUGCGCCCCCGCCUGGCCCCUGGGGUCAGAGCCUGGGGGACAUUACUACACACGUCUUGGGGACCGUACCCAAGUGUGGAAACCCAUGGAUCCUAUGGAUUUGGCUUCUUCCCACAGUUUUCUGUAGGGUUAGUGUGGCUGCGCCCCGUUCUCCGCCCUCGUGGGAGCGUGCGCUGGGGCUGGGGCGCAGGCCCGGGUGCUCAGGGGACCGAGGCCGCGCAUGUCCCGCGGUGGCGUUGAGGGAGCUGCUCGGUAGGCUUCCAGGAAGAGUCAGGUUUACAGCAUUUUCAACCAAACAGUGCCGAGUGCCUCGGCUUCCCCAGGGGGCUCUGGGAAGAGGCCUGCGGUACCGAUGCAUGUACUUGCCCAGGUGCAGGGCGUCCUGGGCGGCACCCUGCCCGCAGCUGCCCCCCAGGAGUCAGAGCUCUGGGUGGGGCCGCGUCAGGAGGACGAGGCGCUCCGGAGAGCAGCCCUCAGUGCCCUGAGCCCCGCCCAGCUCCCUGUCCUGAGGGAGCCCUGGGGUGUGGGAGCUGCUCGGGGUGGGGGGACAGCAGCAGGUCAGGGCUGGCAGAGGGGGCACCUGGGACCUGGCCUUGAGGGGCUGUCCUGGGCUGCUUGUGGGUCUGGUUUGGACUCAGGAGGAAGACCAGGCUGGGCGGGGGGUGCCCUCCAGGCCCAAGCCCCGGGGCCAGACUUCCAGGAGCAGGGAGCUCAGGGUGUGUCCUGGGACGCUCCUGCCGGUUCCUGUGUCCUAAGGGGCUGCUGCCCCACUUUGCUGCCUUGAGGGGACCUGGCUGACCAGCCGUGCUGGCCCUGCUCUGGAGUCCGGCCGCAGGCCCUGCCCUUCCUCUGUUAGGUCAGUGCUCGCGCGGCCGGAGCCGCCCGGCCCAGCGUGCUGUUUACCUGUUUGUAUGCAUACUCCUUUUUUACACUCGUUUUUACUCGAGUUGUGAGUCCUGUUACAUGCAGCCGUGUGGCCCUGUGGGCACCCAGUGGGCGGUGAGUGGCAGGUGGUACUGCCCGGCAGUCCCUGCCCCCCAGCUCAGACCAUAGUGAACCACGUCCGAGCUGGGAGCCAGGGGCCUGCAGUCUGCAGCUGGACUGCCGUGGCCGGGGUCUAUUUUCUUUCUUUUUAAGAGCAAGGCUGGGUUCCUUCCUGCCCGUGCCCCUUUUGUCCACUGAGAGCUGACCAUUUCAGAGCCAUACAGAACAGCCACGAGGCAGCUUCAGGGGCAGUCCCGACCCACGUGGGGCGUCCCUGCCUGCAGCUCGGCCUUCAAGCCGUUCUUGGCAGGGGCUUGGAGCCCCCGCUGGAGGAGGGACCUGGAGAGACAGGAAGGCUAGCACCCCCCGCCUGGCCGCUCUGCCUGGCUUUCUGAGGACGUGGGGUUGGGUUUGGUCUUGGCACAGAGGGGAGAGUGUGUCGGUGCCUGUCACGGGCACCCUGGGCAUGGCGUGGGAGCUCUGUUCUGUACGUUGUUUGCAAGUAUCUGCUUGGUACUUUGAUUUAAA
Messenger RNA from Lepus europaeus (European hare), 3508 nucleotides. RefSeq names its product glucocorticoid modulatory element binding protein 2 (gene GMEB2). Gene Ontology annotation, cellular component: nucleus. Lineage: Eukaryota; Metazoa; Chordata; Mammalia; Lagomorpha; Leporidae. The record is from RefSeq and is a predicted model, not a curated record. Gene Ontology annotation, molecular function: RNA polymerase II cis-regulatory region sequence-specific DNA binding; DNA-binding transcription activator activity, RNA polymerase II-specific. Gene Ontology annotation, biological process: positive regulation of transcription by RNA polymerase II.